CCUCUUGUUUCUCUUCCACACCUUUCGAGAGCUUCGGAACCUGUGGAUGUCUCAGCAAUCAGCCGCGCCCAAGCCCACGCUACAGGGGGUCCGUAUCAGAGCCAGAAAGGGCGCAGUCAAGGCCCACGCCAAACACGAACCCAAUAUCUUCCGCGACCAGGUCUUCAAACACCUUGAAAACGUCCCCCCGAGCGACUUCGAAGCUGUCACCAACAAACUAGUGCAGGCCGGUGGAACCCUCGAGUACCUCAAGUAUGCAGACGCGCUCUUCGAGCUUCUCUUCGUCGGUGGCCUGCUCCAACCCGGUGGCCAGUACGUCGAGGACGGUGCCCCGCUCUCGCCCUUCUCUGUGCUCAACGCGAAGGAGCCCGUGGAGGUGGCAGACGUGAAGCAGUAUGUCGAGGUGAUGAACAAGCUUAUCCGGAGGUACAAGUAUCUCCAGAGACCGCUUGAACAAUCCGUGUUGCCCAACCUCUUCCAGUACAUGAACCGCUGGCCAGAGCCGCAGAGGGAAAAGAUCGUGGUCGCCUCCGGACUGCUCAUGGCCCAGGGCAUCGCGAGCGCCAGCGCCCUGCAGAGCCUGACGAAGGAUCAUCUCAUCAAGAACGAUCUCUCGGCCAACGUGAUCACCCUCGUCUUCCGGGCGUACCUCACCUCGCAGCCGAUGGAGCACCUCGCUGCGGCGCUCAAGCGUGGCGGCAUCAAGGACCUCCCUGCGUUCUUCCCGGACAACAAGCGCGACGACAAGACGAUCGACGAGCACUUCCGCAAGGCGGGCCUCCCGCAGGUCGCGGAGUGGUGGACGAAGCGCCAGUACGCGUCGCUGAAGGAGACCGUCAUCACGCAGCUCAAGGAGAUGCUCGAAAACGGCGACUCGCACGCGGAUAUCGUCACCGCGAUCCGGACGCGCCAGGAGGAGCAGCCCCUCCCGGAGACCGAGCUGGUCUCGUGCAUCUGGCAGGGCCUCAUCUCGUCCAUCGAGUGGAGCGCCCGCCAGGACCAGAACGAGGCGCUUGCGCUUCGCGAGAUCACGAACUUUGCCGACAUCAUAGAGCCAUUCUGUAAUGGGCCGAAGACCGAGGUCGCCCUCAUCAACACCGUCCAAGUGUAUUCCUACGAAGACACGCGUAUCAUUAAAGCGUUCCCCCAGAUUCUCAAGGUUCUGUACAACAAGGACUGUAUCUCUGACCAAGCUAUUAUCUAUUGGCACCAGAAGGGCUCCAAGCCGCAGGGCAGGCAGCACUUCCUGCAGUCCGCUGCGCCUCUCGUCAAGUUCUUGCAGGAGCAAGAGAGCGAUGACGAAGAGGAGGAGUAGAAGACAACCACGGCGCGCCGUGCAUAUGUAUACUGUUUGCGUUCGGCUGCAUGUAUCUGGUUUCCCAGAACGACGAAUGUGGCGAUGCGUUGAGCCAAG
Molecule: messenger RNA, 1414 nt
Organism: Trametes versicolor FP-101664 SS1
Lineage: Eukaryota; Fungi; Basidiomycota; Agaricomycetes; Polyporales; Polyporaceae
Product: eukaryotic translation initiation factor 5C
Exons: 7
Coding region: 47-1315 (422 amino acids)
Cellular component (GO): membrane; cytoplasm
Molecular function (GO): protein binding
Source: RefSeq, a predicted model, not a curated record